GAUCAGACAUUUGUCUCUAAAUAGUUAAGCAAUAUAUUAGCUCUUAAUGUUUCAGACCUCUUACUGGUCUAGUACUUAAUGAUUCAAAUCUCUUACUAGUUCAGCACUUAUCUAUUCAGAAGUUACCAACCAAUCUCGUAGUGUAAUUUUUGAGGAAAGAAGAAUAUAAAUACACACGCUUCCACGCCCGCACACUCCACGGCGCUUCCCUCGCGUGUUCGUUUCACCCCCCCCNUUCUCUUCAUCAUCGUCGUCACUAGAUUUGCAUUAUCAUGGUUUUGGGGGUUUACUCAAAUCUCAAUCCAUUUCUCGUUUUCACCAUCAUUACCAUAUCAUCAUUAUCCCCAAACCUUGCAAUAAGCCAGCAGAUUGGGGAUAAGUGUUCAUCAUCAGAUGAAGGGGGGUGUGGAGAAGGGCUGUAUUGCUUGUCAUGCACUGUUGGGUUAUCUGGGCAUCGAUGUGUCCGAUCCUCAGCCACUCAUAUCUUCAACCUACUCAAUAAUUCUCUACCGUUCAACAAAUAUGCGUUCUUGACAACCCAUAACGCAUUCUCCAUUAAUGGCGACCCCCCUUCACACACCGGAGUUCCCAAUGUUGCCCCUAGAAAUCAAGAAGACGACGUCGCUCACCAGCUCAAUAAUGGAGUACGUGGGUUAAUGCUUGACGUGUACGACUUCAAAGGAGAUGUUUGGUUGUGCCAUUCCUUUGGUGGCCACUGCCAUGACUACACUGCUUUUGGGCCAGCAUUAGACACGUUGAAGCAAAUAGAAGCCUUCUUAUCAGCAAAUCCGUCGGAAAUAAUCACAAUAAUAUUGGAGGAUUACGUGAGGGCCCCCAAUGGGCUGACCAAGGUUUUCACCGACGCCGGCCUGAUGAAGUACUGGUUCCCGGCGUCAAGUAUGCCCAGAGGCGGCGGCGAUUGGCCGCCGGUGAGGGACAUGGUGGCCAAAAACCACCGCCUACUCGUCUUCACUUCUGUCAGAGCUAAGGAACAGAGUGAGGGGAUUGCUUACCAGUGGAACUACAUGGUCGAAAACCAAUACGGAGAUGGGGGAAUGAAGAGCGGACAGUGUCCGAACCGGGGCGAGUCAUCCCCUCUAAACGACACCACUAAAUCACUGGUUCUAAUGAACUUCUUUGGGUCGGCCGCUUUUGAGCCCGCUGCUUGCCUACAAAACUCAGGCCCACUUAUGGACAUGUUGGACACAUGCCAUGCUGCUGCUGCCAAUCGUUGGCCCAAUUUCUUGGCUGUUGAUUUUUAUAAGAGGAGUGAAGGAGGAGGAGCAUUUCAAGCAGUGGACAAGCUCAAUGGGGAGCUAUUGUGUGGGAAAGAUGAUGUCAACUCUUGUGUUAGACUCUGAUUAUUUGCUCUUCCUUUUCUACUUUUGUCCCCAUAGACUUUUUUUUUUUUGUAUCAAGAAUAAAAAAAGGUCAAAAGUAUUUUAGAAGGAAUAUGGAUUUAAAGCUUGGGCCAAUAUUUUGAGUAUUAAGAGUUAGGGCUUGAGUCCAAUAGUUUACAUUUAAUAGAGCCCAAAUGCAAUGUAAAUUGGAUGAAGUGGGUGAGACUUAGACAAUAUGUGAGAAGACUUAAGUUG
This is a messenger RNA of Cuscuta campestris, 1595 nucleotides long. The record is from the annotation of a GenBank genome assembly. NCBI's taxonomy places the organism in Eukaryota, Viridiplantae, Streptophyta, Magnoliopsida, Solanales, Convolvulaceae.